This is a messenger RNA of Medioppia subpectinata, 1226 nucleotides long. Lineage: Eukaryota; Metazoa; Arthropoda; Arachnida; Sarcoptiformes; Oppiidae. The record is from the annotation of a GenBank genome assembly.
CAAGUUAUGUACUGAGUAAACUAGGCGCUUAUUCUGUAACUAUAAGACAUCCAAAAUGACGUCCAACUCGAAGAUGUUUAAGAAGUAUCUGUUCUCAAAGGCGUCGACAAUGAGAGCCAGUCUUAAGGAUCAGGACUUCAUCGCCGACUGCAGGACAGAGUGGAAGAUGAUGUCCGACAUCGAGAAGACGCACGCAAUCGGCGACCACUCGGGUCCGCAGCCGAAGACCAAUGACCCGAACGUCGCGAAUGGCGAGCAGGCGAUGGCCAACGACGGCGGCGGCGGCCAUACGUCGGGCGAAACAACGGAUCCAAAGGGUGGCCAACACUUGAAGCGCGUGUUGAGUGAGAAACUGAUGCAAGAGUUGGUUGACUUCAAGACUCGGGACGAGUUGAUGGCAACGAAGGUAUACUUCAUGGCGUCAAACAUCCAAUGCAUUGUCGACGGAGAGUAUCGUCCGCUGGAAAUUGGUUUCGUUGAGUACACCAUCAGAGAUGGCAUUCAGAAGGCGUACCACUCGUUCAUCGACUGUCAAGAGAUUCCGUACGGCUUUGCCUUCGCGUCCAUCGAUCACAUGAAGAGAUCGCACAAAAUCCCGAUCACAGACUUCGAGUGGGCGACCAAAGACUACGUGUCUGUCGGCAACCAAGUGCUGGAUCUGUUGGACACGAGUCGUGUGGAGAUCCCAUACGCGGACCGGUCUGUCGAUAAGCACCCGAUGAUUGUCUUCUCGUUAUGGGAUCAGAAGCCCCAGAAUGAAGGCGUUCUCAAGUGGUUGGCCGACAGACACACCGAGACAUGUGGUGUUGCUUUGGACUGGAAUAUCGUUGUGCUGGACGUGUCGGACCUAUUGAUGGCAAUACACCUGAAGUACGGACAGAGAAAAGCGAUGAAAGACGUGAGGGAAGAGCUGUCGACCACUAGUUUUGACUAUAGUUUGGGAACUGACUGUCACUUUCAUGAGGAGAUCCAAUGCAUUGUCUGCGCUCAAGGAGUGGCCAAACGUAUGGCUUACGUGAUGUCUCAGUCGUUGAUUAAUGUAUUGCAAUUCAAACCACUGGCCACACACUUCCCAACCGUUCAGAUCAAUAAGCAUUACAUUCACUAUCAGUUCAUCUCAAAGGCGUUCAAGGAUUUGAAAUUAGAGGACGAGAAGACUGAAGACCUGAACGCAAACUAUCAAUAUUUCGACUGAAACACGGCUUUCACUCUCCACACAAUUUAAC